AUGUAUGCCAUGACAGUAAUUGGUACCGCGGCGCGACUGAACCAGUAUAUUGAGGGGCAUAGCACCAAUGGGUAUCUUAUUGAGGACGGGUUCGAAUGCAUGAAAAGGCAUGAGGAGAUGCCAGAAAAGAAGCAGGGAGGCCUGCUCCAAAAUGUGCCCCCGAAUCUGUCCUCUACUCAGAGCAUCAAGCCUCCGGCCGGCGCUUCUAACUCCCCAUCAGAGGUAGCUCCCUACGACGCCAGCUACCCUCGCCCUGGAUUAGAGUAUGCAUCCUACAUGGUCAACUAUGGUUCUGGCCACACCAGCUCUCGAGCAGGCUCGGCUUUAGAGCCUCCUGACUACAAAGUCAGCUAUGCACCUUCCGACGUUGGUUGCUCUGGCUCUACCGCUACCUCAAUUCGGAUUAGAGGCGCUCCCUCCUCGCCCGCACGUUGUCGACAUUCAACAUGUCGAGCCGCUACAUGA
Venustampulla echinocandica is the source of this 465-nucleotide messenger RNA. RefSeq lists its product as uncharacterized. The coding region runs from base 1 to 465 and encodes 154 amino acids. Lineage: Eukaryota; Fungi; Ascomycota; Leotiomycetes; Helotiales; Pleuroascaceae. The transcript has 2 exons. The record is from RefSeq and is a predicted model, not a curated record.